This is a messenger RNA of Spizellomyces punctatus DAOM BR117, 596 nucleotides long. RefSeq lists its product as uncharacterized. The transcript has a single exon. NCBI's taxonomy places the organism in Eukaryota, Fungi, Chytridiomycota, Chytridiomycetes, Spizellomycetales, Spizellomycetaceae. Gene Ontology annotation, molecular function: calcium ion binding. Gene Ontology annotation, cellular component: cytoplasm. Bases 56 to 475 code for a protein of 139 amino acids. The record is from RefSeq and is a predicted model, not a curated record.
GUGGUUGGCGGUCCGUGUCCGUUCUUCCCGUCCACUACUUUUCUAUUCUACCACAAUGGCCGACCACCAACUGAGCGAUGAACAGAUUGCAGAGUUCAAGGAAGCCUUUUCGCUCCUGGACGAAGACAGCGACGGCCUCGUUCCCACCUAUCUCCUCGGCAAACUCUUGCGGUCACUCGGCAAACUCCCUACCCAAGCGGAGCUCACACGCCUGACAAAGGACAAAAAGACGAUUGACUUUCCCGAAUUCCUCGCCCUCGUGUCUCGACAGAGCGUGCCGCAGCGCCUUGAAUCCGAUGUACGAGAUGCUUUGUUAACGUUUAACAAGGACGGAGGGUUGGAUCGAAAUGAGCUCAAGAGGAUUUUGAUGAGCGUGGGUGAGCCUCUUACUGAUGAGGAAGUGAACGAGUUUUUGAAGGACGUGAGUGGGAAUUCCGUUGAGGAUUUGGUGAAGGCGUUGGUUAGCACGUCGUGAGGGCAUUGCCAAUAUGUGAUUCAAUACAUGUAGUGUGUAUGUCCAUACAAUUGCAUUGUCACAGACUUUUUCCAUUCAAAAGUCUAUCCUUGAAGCAAGGGAAUUUUUGAUUGCCAUAACC